Molecule: messenger RNA, 1754 nt
Organism: Pristis pectinata (smalltooth sawfish)
Lineage: Eukaryota; Metazoa; Chordata; Chondrichthyes; Rhinopristiformes; Pristidae
Gene: mapda
Product: adenosine deaminase-like
Exons: 11
Coding region: 265-1308 (347 amino acids)
Biological process (GO): inosine biosynthetic process; adenosine catabolic process
Molecular function (GO): adenosine deaminase activity
Source: RefSeq, a predicted model, not a curated record
CCGGUUGGGGGCGCUACUGCGGCCUUCCGCCCGGGAACCCGCACAAAUCCCGCCAUUUGAGCAGAUCUGCACCAGGCAGAUUUCCUGCACUGUUUGAAUUUCUCGCAAGGUACGACAGCGGUGGCCUUGUGGCUCGGGGCAAGAUCAAGGUAAACAGCCAGCUUUUCCCACAGCUGGAAAGGAGUGAAAGUAGUCAAGAAAAAAAUUAUUUGUGAUUGGAACAUCCUUUGCUGCAGGAUUCCUGAUAUCAUCGUGACUACAGAAAUGAUGGUGCAAUUUCAUCAAGCGUUACCUAAAGUUGAACUCCAUGCUCAUCUCAACACCUCCAUCAGCAGCACUACAAUGGAAAAGCUGAUACUGCAGAAACCACAUCUCAACGUUCGGCAUAACAUGACCAUGAUCAGGAAAGGCCAAACAAGAACCUUAGAAGAAUGCUUUGAGAUGUUUAAAGUAAUUCAUCAAUUAACUGACAGCGAAGAACACAUCUUCAUGGUGACAAAAGAGGUGAUUAAAGAAUUUGCAGCUGAUGGUGUGAAAUAUCUUGAGCUGCGAAGUACACCCCGAGAAGAAAGCGCUACAGGAAUGAGUAAGAAGUCAUAUGUUGAAACUAUACUUGAAGCCAUAAAACAAUGCAAACAGGAGGAUGUAGACAUAGAUGUAAGAUUUCUAUUAUCCAUAGAUAGAAGGGGUGGGCCUACUGUUGCCAUGGAGACUGCAAAACUUGCAGAAAAAUUCUUUACAUCCUCUGAUGGGCUAGUAGUUGGCCUGGAUUUAAGUGGAGAUCCUAAAGUAGGACAUGCUAAGAGUUUUAUUGCCCCACUUCAUGCAGCUAGAAACAUUGGUCUUAAGCUUGCUGUACACAUGGCUGAGAUCCCAAAUAAAAAUGAAGAAUGGGAAAUGUUCCUUGGUCUUCCACCAGACAGGAUUGGCCACGGUACAUUCCUUCAUCCUGAAGCUGGAGGUUCAGACCAGCUGGUCAACAUUAUCAAGAAACAUCAAAUACCCAUAGAGCUUUGCUUGACAUCAAAUGUCAAAGGUCAAACCGUCUCAUCAUACAGUGGACACCAUUUCAAAUACUGGUACAAUUGUGGACACUCCUGCGUACUUUGUACUGAUGGCAAAGGUGUAUUUGCCAGCAAUUUGUCACAGGAGUAUCAGAUUGCAGAGUCAGCUUUCAACCUUUCUAAAGCACAGAUAUGGGAGCUGUCCUACCAAAGCAUUAACUACAUCUUUGCUCCAGAAAGUAUAAAAUCUGAUUUGAAACGUCAAUGGAAUGAGCUGAAACCAGGACUAAUUAACCAAGACUAACCAAAGAUUAUGUGACAUGGACAAUGCUUUUGGGCCCUUUUUCCUCCAGCUGAUACUCACUCUUGAUUGUUUCUAAUGAGAGACCUAUGAAAGCAAAUCAAGAUUAUCUGCAGUUCGAAGUACUACACAAGUGACCCACCCCCAUGAGCAGUUGUUCUUUUUUAUAUCACUGAUAACAGAUGUAUUUUGCUGACAUAUAGGUCCUCCAGAAUCAGAAAUAAAGUUUACAGAAUAAGUUUCUGCUUAUCUUUUUUUAUAAAUAGUUUUAUUGUGCACAAUAUUAAUGGAAAGAUUCUUGCUAUCAAAUUUUAUUUUCUUUUAAGACAAAGCAAAGCAAUUUGGAAUGCUUUUCUCAGACACAAAAACGUAACUGGGUAUUUUAAAACACCAAUAAUUUCACUACGCUUUCUCCAUCAUAGCAGAUAUUGAUGAAUACACUUCCUGCU